UCGAGAUACAAUAUGGCCACCUGCAUGAGAAUGUUGGGUGCGUGGAGACAAGGGUGCAGGGACGGAGCGGGUAGUUUAUUUAGAAAAAAGCCAUGGGCUUUAAACACAGGCACAAAACAUCUUCUCCGGAGUGAUCUGUUCGCUACCAGCGAACAGUUGGCAGCAAGACGUUUGUAUACUACAAAAGGGACUUCUCACAAACUAUCAGUAGGCAGUGGCAGGUUUGGUAAGAUUAUUGCAUCAUUGACAGGAGCAAGGAGACUGGCGUAUCCAAGCAAAUGGACCAAGGUCUCAAGCGUUUGGGCUGGGGUAGCAGAUAUAGGAUGUGGAAAUGUCAGUCUCUGUAACCAGAAAAGGUAUCUGUUUGGCAACCGAGGCAGCGGCGGCAAUAGUUUUUCAGAAGAUGGGGAAGGCAGCAGCGCUUCUGGGGGAGAUGAGGCAGGGGACGGUGGCGAUGGAGGAGCCGCAUACGCGUCCCCACAAAUGACGGCUCUCACACCAAUGCUGGUGCCUGAAGUUUUCCCCAACGUGCCACUGAUCGCUGUCAGCAGAAACCCGGUUUUCCCACGUUUCAUCAAGAUAAUCGAGGUGAAGAAUAAGCAACUGGUGGAUCUACUGAGAAGGAAAGUGCGUCUAGCCCAGCCGUACGCAGGAGUAUUUCUGAAGAAGGACGACGCUAACGAGUCUGAUGUGGUGGAAAGCCUGGAUGAUAUCUACACCACUGGUACCUUCGUGCAGAUCCAUGAGAUGCAGGACUUGGGCGAUAAACUUCGUAUGAUUGUCAUGGGUCAUCGAAGAAUCAAUAUCACCAAGCAACUAGCGGUUGACCUUGACGAGCCCCCCGCUGGCACCCAGCUGGAGGCCGACUCGUCCAAGGCCCCACGGCGCAAACCGAAACGACAGCGCAAAGAGGGCUCGACGCUGAUCGAUGCCAUGGAGGAGCGCGUCCAGGAGGCGGAGCUGGUGAUCGAGUCUAUCACCCCCCCGUCUCCGGAAAUACUCAUGGUGGAAGUGGAUAACGUGCAGCACGAGGACUUCCAGGUUACGGAAGAGGUCAAGGCUCUGACUGCAGAAAUUGUCAAGACCAUUCGUGACAUCAUUGCCCUAAAUCCGCUUUACAGAGAGUCCGUUCUUCAGAUGAUGCAGGCUGGACAGAGAGUAGUAGAUAAUCCCAUCUACCUGAGUGACAUGGGAGCUGCACUGACUGGAGCAGAAUCGCACGAACUGCAGGAUGUCCUGGAAGAGACUAACAUUCCCAAGCGGCUGUAUAAGGCGCUUUCUCUGUUGAAGAAGGAAUACGAGCUCAGUAAACUGCAACAACGCCUGGGCAGAGAGGUGGAAGAGAAGAUCAAGCAGACCCACCGGAAGUAUCUCCUGCAGGAGCAGCUGAAGAUCAUCAAAAAGGAGCUGGGCCUGGAGAAGGAAGACAAGGACGCCAUCGAGGAGAAGUUCCGGGAGAGGCUGAAGGAGGGUGUGGUGCCGCAGCAUGUCAUGGACGUCAUCAACGAGGAGCUCAACAAACUCAGCCUACUGGACAACCACUCCUCAGAGUUCAAUGUGACACGGAAUUACCUGGACUGGCUGACCUCCAUGCCGUGGGGUAAAAACAGUGCGGAAAACCUAGAGCUGGGCCGGGCAAAGGAGGUGUUGGAAGAAGAUCAUUAUGGGAUGGAUGAUGUAAAAAAGCGCAUCCUGGAAUUCAUUGCAGUGAGCCAAUUGCGAGGCUCCACUCAGGGCAAGAUCCUGUGCUUCUAUGGGCCUCCUGGCGUUGGAAAGACCAGCAUCGCUCGCUCCAUCGCUCGAGCGCUAAACCGGGAGUACUUCCGCUUCAGCGUGGGUGGCAUGACGGAUGUGGCCGAAAUCAAGGGCCACAGGCGAACGUAUGUUGGUGCAAUGCCAGGGAAGAUCAUUCAGUGUCUGAAGAAGACCAAGACUGAAAACCCCCUGGUCCUUAUUGAUGAGGUUGAUAAGAUAGGUCGCGGUUACCAGGGUGACCCCUCAUCGGCACUGCUCGAGCUGUUGGAUCCAGAGCAGAAUGCCAACUUCCUCGACCAUUACCUGGACGUGCCUGUCGAUUUGUCCAAGGUCCUUUUCAUCUGCACUGCCAACGUGACGGACACUAUCCCAGAACCUCUGAGGGACCGUAUGGAGAUGAUAAAUGUGUCUGGAUAUGUGGCCCAGGAGAAACUGGCCAUUGCAGAGAGGUAUCUGGUGCCUCAGCUGCAAAUUCUCUGUGGCCUGGACGACCAGAAGACCAGCAUUUCAUCUGAGGCCUUGAACGUCCUCAUCAGACAGUACUGUAGAGAGAGUGGUGUCAGGAACCUACAGAAACAAGUGGAAAAGGUGUUCAGAAAGGUGGCAUUCCGCAUCGUGAACGGUGAGGAGAGCUCCGUGCAGAUCACACCUGACAACCUCCAGGACUUUGUGGGGAAGCCCAUCUUCACUGUGGACAGGAUGUAUGAUGUCACACCACCUGGAGUGGUCAUGGGCCUGGCAUGGACUGCUAUGGGCGGCACCACACUUUUCAUCGAGACGUUGCUGAGGCGCCCACGGGAGCCGCCGCGGAAAGACGAACCGCGGGAGGGCUCGCUGGAGAUCACGGGGCAGCUGGGAGACGUGAUGAAGGAGAGCGCCAAGAUAGCCUACACCUUCGCCCGCUCCUUCCUCAUGAAGGAGCAGCCGGACAAUGACUUCCUGGUGGCGUCCCACCUGCACCUGCACGUACCUGAGGGUGCCACUCCUAAGGACGGACCCAGUGCAGGGUGUACCAUCGUUACCGCUCUGCUCUCUCUGGCCAAAAACAUCCCAGCACGGCAGAACGUGGCCAUGACAGGGGAGAUAUCUCUAACGGGCAAAAUACUACCAGUGGGCGGCAUUAAGGAGAAGACCAUUGCUGCAAAGCGAGCUGGCGUGACCUGUAUCAUUCUGCCGUCAGAGAACAAGAAAGAUUUCUCUGACCUCCCAGACUUCAUCACAGAGGGCCUAGAGGUGCACUUUGUGGAACACUACAACCAGACCUACGACAUUGUGUUCCCCAGACAGUGACCCCAUGGUCGUCAGUACCGAAGCAAGGCAGGCUUGGACAGGCACUCACUGUGCCUAUGGUGCUUAGCAGAAUCACCUGGAGUGAAGGAAUCAAGGAGAUCCAGUAGACUGAAGAGGAUCAUUUUAUUCACUUCACAUUGCCAGCCUAGUGAAUUCUGCAGGGUGUCCAUUUGCUCACUUGUUGUUCAUUGAAUGGGUUUCUACUCUAUUGGUGGGCUUCAAAGCACUGUCUCAUUGAGCUUGGGCGUGAAGUCUAUUUCAUAUGGACAGCCAACGUGGACCACAGUUAAGUUAGAGAACAGUCUUUAGAUGUGUAUAUCUGCAGACUGAACAGAGAGGGCUGCCUAAUUCUGAAGACCAAAAUCAUGGAUUCACAGGCACUAGGGAUCGAGAUCGCUGCUAAGCAGCCCAACCGAAGAAUUAAACAAUUUUUUAAAUGUAAAGUUUGAUGUUCAAUUCAUUCUCACAGAUCUGAUUUAAAAUCAGAGCACUAUUUUGUGGAUACAAGUAUUCAGACCUUGUUAAAAUGUCCAUCUCAAGCGGUUUUGUUAAUGAUUCAUGUUGGAAUCCAAUACAAAUGUGUGGCUGCAGUGCAAAAUGUUUGAUGGUUAAAUGGUCACUAAAUAAGCAUCUUGUCUUGUGAAUCAAA
Conger conger (European conger) is the source of this 3694-nucleotide messenger RNA. It is a transcript of the gene lonp1, whose product is annotated as lon peptidase 1, mitochondrial. Bases 13 to 3045 code for a protein of 1010 amino acids. Gene Ontology annotation, molecular function: single-stranded DNA binding; ATP-dependent peptidase activity; ATP hydrolysis activity. The transcript has 18 exons. NCBI's taxonomy places the organism in Eukaryota, Metazoa, Chordata, Actinopteri, Anguilliformes, Congridae. The record is from RefSeq and is a predicted model, not a curated record. Gene Ontology annotation, biological process: protein quality control for misfolded or incompletely synthesized proteins; chaperone-mediated protein complex assembly; protein catabolic process. Gene Ontology annotation, cellular component: mitochondrial matrix.